Molecule: messenger RNA, 1734 nt
Organism: Sporisorium graminicola
Lineage: Eukaryota; Fungi; Basidiomycota; Ustilaginomycetes; Ustilaginales; Ustilaginaceae
Exons: 1
Coding region: 1-1734 (577 amino acids)
Source: RefSeq, a predicted model, not a curated record
AUGGCGGAGCAGUCCAAAUGGUCUAGCUCGAGAGUAGCCCACUUACGGACUGGCGCGCAGCAGCCACAGCCCACUGGCACACAGCAGAGUCGAUGGGCCACGAACACCUCGACCAACGUUUCCUCCUCGACCUCUUCAGUCGGCUCUACAGCCGCGUCAUCAUCAUGGAGAUCACGGCCCGACAAAGCCUCCGCAUCCUCAUCGGGUAGCGCAUGGCGGCCUCCUCGCCAAUCCCAACCACCAUUCAGCAGCGAUGCUGCCGUCGGAUCCUCAGGCUCACGAUGGGCGUCCCCUCGGUUCCCAGCAGCACAAAGCAACUCGGUGGCCAACUUGACCGAUACGCUGGCCGGAACAUCGAUAGCUUCCUCGCCACCCUCCAUAUCGAUACACUCUUCCCCCCGAACAUUAAAUCAUUCUCCGGCCAAAGGCAGCGUCAUGAGAGCUGACGGUCUGCAAGCUCGCGACGCCUCGCGCCCGCUCGGAGGCAAGUCGCUCGACAGACUAGCUCUCCUUGCCUCGCCCUCACGCGGCCUCGACUCCACCUCUUCGCUCUCUACGGACCUCUCCUCUCAAGGCAGCAUGGAUCUCACCCUGCCUCAGGUGCAGGCCGAGCUGCGUGAGUACAUUUCUAUGCGCAUCACGAAGGCGAUACCACUGCUUUCUGCGCCCGCGCCGGCUCUCCGCGUGUUGGACAGCAGACAAUAUCUGCCUCGAGAGGAGGCGGACGGAGCGAAGGGGGUGGGCAAGGGGGAAGAAGAGCUGCAGCAAAUUUUGCUGUUGGUGCGCAAGCUGAGAGAGGCGCUGGUGGCGAGUAAGCGGGUUGAUGGGUUUUCUGUCGAGGUGUACGAGCUGUCGGCGUCCUUGGCCGUGUUAUGUGUGGAUGUGCCGCAGUUGGCGGCGACGCUGCCGAGACUCGUGCUCGAGCUGUAUCCGUCCACUCGAGAAGCGGCGGCGGACCCAGGUAGGGAUGUGGAACAGCUCGCAACGCACCUCGGGAUCCAUCCCAGCACGGGCGAAGAUAAGCGCAUGCGACUUGUCUCUCUUUACCUCCUGCAAACGCUCUGUCUCUCAGGUCGAGCGACGCGGCUUGGCCAGUACGCUGCUGCCCACUCCGAACGCACGGAAGCACUACAUCGCGGCUUGAGCGAGUACAAGCGUCUCAAAGCCACCCUCACGAGUGUCUACGGUGAACGGCUGCAUUCGCAUCUAGCUGUGUCUGAUGCGGUGUACGCUGCGUUACGCAAUGUUGACUCGUUGACGCUGUCGCGCUUGCUCUGCGAUACAAAAGGGGGGAUGAAUGGGUGGCAGAGAUUGAUUGCACUGCAAGUUGUGCCGGCGCUUCGGAGUGCUGCGUGGGAAGUUGCCCGGAAGGCGUAUAUGUAUAUGCCUGUUUCGGAGCGGCUCAAGGGUAUGAUUAUCGGAGGAGAGGAGAAGGUGGAGCAAGGGCCAAGAGACGAGGAGGAUGGAUUUUGGGUUCAGCUGCUUCUGCUGGGCACGGAUGCUCUGCCACCCACGCCGGUAGGGGAAGCGAAGCAAGAUUCGUUGCGGAAGCAAGAGCAGACACUGCCGGACGAAUGGGACGCCGACGACGAUCCGUCUCAACCGUCUGCUAUGAGUGCCAGUGGAGAGCAGGAAGACGCUCGACUGUUGACCUUUCUCACGUCGCAAUUCGGUCUCACACUACCAGACAGGAUCAUGUCGAUCAAACACGGACACGCUGUCAAACUUCGCUAG